Phalaenopsis equestris is the source of this 931-nucleotide messenger RNA. RefSeq lists its product as uncharacterized. NCBI's taxonomy places the organism in Eukaryota, Viridiplantae, Streptophyta, Magnoliopsida, Asparagales, Orchidaceae. The coding region runs from base 90 to 809 and encodes 239 amino acids. The transcript has 7 exons. The record is from RefSeq and is a predicted model, not a curated record.
AUUUCACCUCCUCGGCGUCCUACCUGGUCUGUGUCCAUUCGAUUUCUUAGCGGAGAGGCUUCUACUGCUCUCCGGCUUUCUCUUCGCAUAUGGACGAAGCCGGAUUAGAAGAAGAGUUUGCUCCUCUAUUCGAUUACAGCGGCGUCCACUCGGCGGCCUUCCAUCACCUUAGCGCUUCAGAUGACGAUUUGGAUGAUUCUCCGGUGGCUUCGAUUGGGAAGCAGAAGAGGAAAGAUUGUUUGAAUGGUCAGGAGGUUGUGAAUAUACUGGACGAUGAGGAAGAGGGGAGUAAAGAUAAGAAGAAGGACGAUGAAGAAGAGGAUUGGCUGCCACCUCCACCCAAAAUGCGAUGUAUAAGUUCAGCCGUUUUUGAAGACAAAACUUUAAAAGCGUUGAGAUCAACAAAACAGGAACUGGCAUCACUGGCCGAAGCAGCUAAGGAUCUGCUAAAUUCAGCAUCAGAAUUUGGAAAUAGUGAUGCUUAUAUCACCGAAAAACCGGCUGUUGAAGCUGAAGGAGAGAGAUGUUUUGAAAAGGUUGAAAGAGAGAAAAUUGUAAUCUCAAUCCAGGACAGCAAGGGUGGACAGCAGCAGUUUCGGCUGUUCAUGGAUGAUAAGUUUGAAAAGCUGUUCAAAAUAUAUGCCGAAAAGGCGAAGCAGAAGGUAGAAAGCUUUACUUUCUCUUUUGAUGGCCAGAGAGUGAGUCCUACGGCAACUCCUGCAGGACUUGGUUUGGAGAAUGAUGAUAUUAUUGAGAUCAUCCGAAACUACGUCACUGUGAAUAGUACGGGACCCUCUCUCUCCUAUUAGGGUGGAAGUGAAGUGCAGGCGAAUGGCGUAUAAGGAGAGCUGAAGGAGCUGUGCCCCAAAGCCUAAAAAUUAGGUGCCGAGGCUGCUGGUGGGAAAUCCAUAUGGUUAGGGUUGUAAACGAA